Molecule: messenger RNA, 910 nt
Organism: Diospyros lotus (date-plum)
Lineage: Eukaryota; Viridiplantae; Streptophyta; Magnoliopsida; Ericales; Ebenaceae
Exons: 4
Coding region: 191-685 (164 amino acids)
Biological process (GO): protein folding; protein import into mitochondrial matrix; protein stabilization
Cellular component (GO): mitochondrion
Molecular function (GO): zinc ion binding; protein-folding chaperone binding
Source: RefSeq, a predicted model, not a curated record
GAUUACGCUCGGAAAUGCAAAACCUCUCUUUUUAUGCUAAUCUAGUACGUUUCAUGUCUGGGUUUCUCCAAGAAAAUGAAGAAAGAGUAGAAACACAAGAAACGAGACUAGGGUUUGGUCUUUCUUCCAGGAUUUUGGUGCAAAUCAAGCAAUAAUAAUAAAAAAUUUUGGUUCCGAAGCCCGUCGCCCAAUGGCUGCAACUGCAAGCAGCAACUUUUCCGCAGCUUUUCCUCCUUUCUCUUCUCUCAGCAAGGUUAAAGCUUUUGGAUCCAUUUCCUUCUUCAGACCCAACUCUACCCCCAAAUCCUUCAGAUUGAAGAAUCCUCCCAAGCGAAGUAGAGUACCAAAGCAAGUAUUCUGUGUACCAGUGGUGUCUUGUUUGGGUGACAAUCAUUCUGAAGCAUCCUCAGAACUGGGACCUUCCCAUGUCACAGGUGAUGCUGAGGAGGCAACAACUGUUGACUUAAAACUCCCAAGAAGAAGUUUGUUAGUACAUUUCACUUGCAACUCCUGUGGUGAAAGAACACAAAGACUUAUAAAUAGGUUAGCCUACGAACGAGGGACCGUAUUUGUACAGUGUGCAGGGUGUUUCAAGCAUCACAAAUUAGUCGACAAUCUCGGGCUGGUGGUUGAGUAUGAUCUCCGGGAGGGCAGUGGGAUGAACUCGAUAUCAGAUCAAACAUGACAUGUGAAAGUGGGAUGAACUAGAAAGAAGCAGAUCAAAUUUGACAUAUGGGACUGAAAAUUGGUUAUUAUUUGAUGGCAAUACUAGUUCUAAAGAUUUGCUAUUGCAACAGUUUUAUAUGAAGUCAAUAGUUUUCUCUGCCUGUGAACAGAGAACUGAAUCUCGUCUUAAACUCAAGCAAUAGUGUGAAACGAUGGCCAGUAAGAUGAAAAUGUUGAUUGUAUC